UUACCAUUCCAUACUCCAACUGUAGUCAAAGUAUUAAGGAUAGUUGGUUUGUCUCUUUUCCCACUCUUGUGCCUACAACAAAUGCGAAAUCAUUGACACCUGUAUAUAGGGGGACAGCGAAAUUUGGGCAAGAUACGAAUAGGAGCAGCAGAGAUAGGAAAUGUUACCAUUCCCGUAUUCCGUACUCCAACUGUACUCAAAGUAUUAAAGAUAGUUGGUUUAUCUUUUUCUCCACUCUUGUUCCUACAACAAACAAUUUGUAGUCGUUGAUCUUCUUUUUUUCUGCGUUUUGUUAUAGGCUGAGAGACCAAUGUUUGUUUUUGGGGGCAACGUCAAGAAGACUGCAGAACUGAGAUCUCCAAUACUACCUUCAAUUCCGUCUAUUCCACAAGGAUUUGCCCUUUCCACUGAUGUUGUAUUUGCAAAGGAGUGUGCAAAGGUGAUGUGGUCUCUCAAGCACCACACGGAACAGAUUGAGAGAAUGUUUCAUCUCAUGCAUCAGGCUGCCCUCUGCUACAGUCACACAGUGAACCAUGAGUACCAGCUGGUGGUCCAGCAGCUCCAGUCACUGCAGCAAGUCAACGAGGCCAUCUGCAGAGUCCUCACCAGCCAAGUCUCUGGAAUAACGAGUCUAAAGGAACUUGUUCAGGCAGCCAAUCAUGUCUCUGACCAAAAGUUUCAGGAUGAUAUCCAACUACUGAAUGGAGAAAUAACAGCUAAACAGAAGAGUCUUUACGAGUUCAGUGAGGCUCCUCGAAGUAUGAGGGACAAGAUGAGUCAGUUGAAGGGGGAGAUUGGAGAGAAGACCUCCUGGGACUCCAAGUACUGCAGUGAGCUCUUCAACCGCAGCGUGGAGACGCUCCAUUUCCUAGUUCGCUCAGUGGACAGCAACUACAAGACUUUUCUCAAGGAGAAGAAACACAAAAGUAUGAGUACACAUGAUCAGAAAGUCCACGAUUUCACAAAGAUCAAAUUGCACCAGAAGCUACUGGAGGCCCAGGAGAAGGUGGUGGGCUAUCUCACUGGCAGGGAAACUGUCUACUCGAAACUAGGAGACUGGUUCACGAGGCUGAUACCUGUUCGCAAGGAUAUUGAAGUGGUGGGAGGAAAGAUGACCAAGCAUGCUGAGGAGUGUGGGCAACAUCUACAGGCACAGAACACUGUAUGCUAUAAGUACCUCAUGAUAGCUAGACACUGCUUGGGUGGAAGCGUAUAGGAUCCUCCCUUUACUUUUUGCUAAACUGAAAAGCGUGUAGGUCUCACGUGUUAAGUGUUUGAAUGGACUCAUUUUCAAGAUGCCUUUUAUACACCCUAUUGCACUCAUCACUAUUGUACACACUAGCUACAAGGUAACACUGAAAAGUCUCUUUUACAAGCAUACUUUGAAGGAAAGUAUUAUAGACUUUUGCUGCGAUGAUGUUGAAUACUGAAUUUCAACAUACACCCACAGUGGGAGACCAAUUUUCAGCACAGGAUAUCAGAGCUCAGUAGGAAGAUGAUGACAGUGCUGAGUCAGCACUCUCCUCCUGCGCAGACCUCAGGGAGUGGCAGUGAGGGUGUCGAUGCUCCAGAAGACAAUGCUAGUCUCGAGAUGCAGAGGAGGGUUCUCGCCAAGCUACGUAGUUUCAACAGCAGUGUUGAACAAGAUUUGAAUGAGCAAAGAACUAAACUGGAGAGAUUAAACAUUGCUGCUCUAUACCACUGAUCAUUUCCUUCUACUGCCACUAUAAUAAUUAUGUAACAGACUUGAAAUAAUGUAUAAUCAUUAUUAUUUGUUCUUGGCCCUUCAGCCAUCUGAAAUACAUGGUGUGUACCUGUAAAAAUAAUAAAUUGUUGGUGAGCGAAGCAA
Geodia barretti is the source of this 1849-nucleotide messenger RNA. The record is from the annotation of a GenBank genome assembly. Lineage: Eukaryota; Metazoa; Porifera; Demospongiae; Tetractinellida; Geodiidae.